Molecule: messenger RNA, 1026 nt
Organism: Necator americanus (New World hookworm)
Lineage: Eukaryota; Metazoa; Nematoda; Chromadorea; Rhabditida; Ancylostomatidae
Exons: 12
Coding region: 1-1026 (341 amino acids)
Source: RefSeq, a predicted model, not a curated record
AUGACAGCCUUUGUAGCCAAAUCCCUUCUCACCUGUGCACAGUCUCCGAAAAUUUUCGCUGGUUUUUGGACAGAUUCUGACAAUGAACGGGAAUCUGAUGAGGCAAAACUUAAGGGACUGAGCAGACUGAAACUGGCCAGUGAGCACACCGUGAUUGUCAAAGAAUGUUAUCUUUUCCUAAAAAACAUUUCUACGUUGGGUCAAAAGAAGAUCCGCUUGUCGGAGGAAAAUGAUGAAGGAAGCCCGUCGUUAACGCUCACCACAGAUUUCAGAGUUGCUUUUGCUGCACCAGAAAAGGUCGACAAGUCGACGGAGGUAAAAUCGCCAGAAUAUGCAGGUCUGAUUGAUUUUCAGAGUUUUCUGAGUGGUGGGACCUCUCCGUUCGGUCUUCUACGCCUUCCAACUCUAACAGAGUUAUUCUCACUACCAUUCAUAGGUAAAAUGAGUCGACAAGGGCUUCAACAUCCUGAACAGAAACUAGAAGAGAACCUUCCUCUGAACCGACUAAUGACAUUCAAACCUUUCCGACCGGAAGACCUACCAACGCUCCCAACUUUUCCACCACUCCUUCUUCCUGACUUUCUGCGAAUGGCUGAACCAACACCGGCGGCGAGUAACCGCGAUCGAUGCGUUUCCAAGCUCUCCAAGGAGUUUAGAGAGAACGAGAUGUACUAUGAUUACGUUCAAGAACAGGUUGAUGAAGCAAAUAUCACAGCAGCCUACGAUCUGGUUCUUGCAAAGGCAAUUGAAAUCUGCAGUCCUGAACAAGUGGAACGUCUGGAGUCAUUCAUGAAAAAAUACGAAACACUGCAGAAGAAUAUUGAGGAGUUGGCUCCUGAAUACCCCAAGGAAACAAGAGACCAAGUGCUACAAUGGUUGAGGGAAGAGAAUUAUUUGGCGAUCAAUGGCUUCAUCUCGAGAGAGAGUAUGGCUAACCUAUUCAAUGCGGCGAAGAAUUCCAAACUGAUGCAAAUCUCCUUCCAGCUUACAUCGAUGCAAAUCGACCUCUUCUUCAAUCCUAUAUAA